UACCCUAACCUGGGCUGGUCUGUAACCUGGAGCCAAUAAUGUCUUUUGUGGGAGGUGCCCACAGGGCAGGAUCUAUAUUGGUCUUGGCCUGCAACGCCUCCCGGCACCUUGCAGUAGGUGAGACGACACCAACAUCGCCAUUCGCCGUUGAUGGCCGCACUACCCUGGAAGGAUCCUCUGGGCGGAAUCGUCAUCGAGAGGCAUCCUACACCAGAAACCUCCGUUCUCUCGUCCGCCCUUUCCAAUCCCGAUGUCUUCCACGACCGUAUGGAAGAAGUGGGCAGAGUCUUCGGCCUGUACCAGCCGAACGCAGUACCGGACGACACGACCCGGGUACUAAGGCACGCCGUGGACAACCUGCCGAAACUUGGCAGCCUCCAACUUAUCGGAGAGAUUCUGGAAAUCGACCGCGACCAUGAGAAGCUCCGGCAACUGAGAAACUUUUUCGUAGACGCAGUGCUAAAGCCGAUCGGAUCGACGACAGGGAAAACCGCUGUCCCCUCUCGUCGUUCAGCCGACUCCGACGAGACCGUCACAAUCCUAUCGGGAAUGGAGGUGUCGACGCGAGAUGAACAGCGAGCACUCAAGCAGAACUGUUUACGCAGGGAUGGUUAUCGCUGUAUGAUUUCCGGAAAAUUCGACUUGCCCUCGAGACAGGACGAAUUAUACCAUCCAAAUCCUGGAGAGAUCGGCAAAUACACAAUGCUGCCACAUUCUCCCAUUUGCUCUUAGGAGAUUCAAUGAGGCGAAUGCGAUGGAGAGACGAAAGCAAGGAUUUGGUGGGCGCUGAACCGGUACUUCCCUUCGCUUCGUGGUAAAAUCGACGCC
Molecule: messenger RNA, 828 nt
Organism: Durotheca rogersii
Lineage: Eukaryota; Fungi; Ascomycota; Sordariomycetes; Xylariales; Xylariaceae
Exons: 3
Coding region: 151-732 (193 amino acids)
Source: RefSeq, a predicted model, not a curated record